AUGGAUUAGCAAGCGAUGAGUAAUGCCCUUGGGAAUUUAAGUAUCAAAUUGAUUUUCUAUAAAUAAAAGAGCGGCAGAAUGAGAUUCGUUAGCAACAGAAACAACAAGCUAGUAUUCCCGAUCAUUAAGAUGAAAGCAAUGUUUAUAAUGAUGAUUUUGAUGGUGAUGAUGCCAUUCUCAAUGUUAUAAAAAGUAAGUAUAAAAGGGUAACUUUUGAUUAGCUGCUCAGGAUCAAAAGCCUAAACCAUAACCGCAAUCAGCUUAGCCAAAGCGACCUGAAUCUUCAAAUAAAAGAACUGCUUCAAUGCCGAAGAAGAAGCCUUAUUAAUUCAAUAAGUUGAAUGAUGGAGAGAAAGAGAAGCUAUUCUUAGAUGUUUAUGAUGAAAAUAUUAAGCUAAAAGAAAAUUAGGCAAAAUUUGAAAAAAUGUAUGGGACUAUGGAAGUUAAAUUAUAGUAAAUGUAAAAGUUCAUGGGGAAUAAAACCGUUGGUGCUGGAGAAUCCAAUGAAUAAAACAAUUAAUUGGCAUCAAAAGUCAACAAUUUGGAGACUGAAAAUGAAAAGUUAAAAUAAAAGAUAUAAGCUAUUUCCUAGGCAUAAAGAGUUGUUGUGGCUCAUUAGCCUAUGAAAAAAAAGAAAUUAGUACAAGCAGAUAGACCAGAAAUGGAAUAGACUGGAAUCAGAGGGGGUUAAUUUGUAGAUCAAUAAAAUCAAAUCAAAUAAUUGUUAGAUUUAAAUGAUAAAUUAAAGAAAAGAUUACUUGAAUAGGAAGCUUAAUUCAGAUAAUUGUAGGCAAUGAUGAACUCUAAGAUUGUUAAUCAAUAGGAGUUAAGUUAGAAAAAUGCUUAAUUUGUAACACUACAAGAGAGAUGCAAUAAAUUAGAAUCUAAUUUAAGUGGUAUGAGAUCAUAAUUGGAUGAUGAACGUAAAAGACAGAGUGAAAUCAUGAUGCUCUUACGAGAAGAAAAAGAGAAGAAUCAUUUAUUGGAAGGUUAAGUUAGAUCAAUGGAGUUGGCAUAAAAGAGUGUAGUUGAUUUACAAGCAGAUUUACAAGAAGCAAGAAGAUAAAAGAAGGAGAUAGAGGAGAGAUUAGCAAUUCUAAUGGAGUCACCAUUUUUUAAGGAAUACAAUGAAAGAGCUACUAUACAAGCCAAAAUGAAAGCAAUGGAAUAAGAAUAAAUAAGGAAUGCUACAGAUUUAAAAAAUUUGAGAGAAACUAAUGCAAAAUUAGAAACAGAAAAUAGAUUGAAAAGAGAGGAUAUUGAGAAUCUUAAAAAGGAGUUUAAGAUAUUAUAAGAAAGAAAUUAAGAAUUGAAUAUAAAGUUGGCUGAAAAGGAUUAGCAAUUACUUCCAUUUAAAGAUUUAAAUUACUGGGAUAAUGAUUAAUUUUUAAAAGUAUUAGGUAAUUUGAAAUGGACUGGAGAAGAUCCUGCUUGGAGAAAGAUUGAAUUUAUAGAUCGUACUUAUUUAGAUUCAGAUGAUCCUGUGUAUUUGAGAAAAGAGAUUGAACACUUGAAACUUGAGAAGGGAGAGUUGGCUGCACAUUUAGAAAAAACAUAAACAUUACUCAAGAAUCAAUAGGAUAUAUAGAUGGAGAAAGACAAAAUGCAUUAAACUUAAAUAGAAUAAUUAAAAUUGGAAUUAAAGGUUGCCAAUGAGAAAGCAUAUGAAUAUGCCAAGAUAGCUGAUCUCAAAACUCAGGCCAGGUAACAAUAGACUUUGUAUGAAGCAGAGGGAAUCAAAUAUGAUGAUUCAAUAUCAGUGUUUUCAGUUGACAAAGAUGAAAUGCUGUCUCCAGGAGAGAAUUUCUUUGAUUUAUGGGUUGGUAAAGGAGAGUAUCAACCAGCUGAAUUAGUGUCUUCAUAUAAGACUUCUACACAAUUAAAUUUGGAUCUUGGAAGUCUAUUGACAUUUGUAACGAUUGAUUUCUAUGAUCAUGAAACACAACAUACAAGUGUAUCAGAAGGAACAUCAUGCUUUUAUAAUUUAUAGAUAAGCUUUAAAGUUGAUGCAGAUGCUAAUUUCAUUUAAUACCUUGAAAGCAAUUAUUUGAAACUAGAACUCUAUGUUAGUUAAGGUAGUGAACCUACAAAGAUUGGAUCAGGGUUGAUUUAAUUGAAGGACUUAGUUUAUGAGAAUAAGAAUGAUACUAUAAGUAAAGUUAUUAGUGGAUCUCUGACUUUUCAUGGAAUCAACAAUUAGAUGAUAGGCAUAGUGGAAUAUAAAGCAAGAAUGAGAUACCCAAUUUCAAAUUUCAUUCGUUUGUUAAAGGAAAGAAACUAAUUACAGAUGUAAGAUUUGGAUGAAGCUGAAGAGAUAGUUGCAGUUAGAAAAAGAAAGCUUGUUAUAUGCAUUGAAAAAGGAACGUCUCUUCCUCCAAAAUCUAAUUGUUUCAUCUACUAUAAUUUUGAUACCAAAGAUUUUCAUACUAAUACUUAGAUGGGAUCUAAUCCAAAAUGGGAUUAUAGAAUGGUUCAUGAUAUUGUUUACAAUGAAUUGGUUGUCAAUCAAUUCAAUAGAAUGCCCUUAGAAUUAUACAUCAUUGAUGAUAAUCAACCUUUGGUGGAAGGAUCAAAUGACAAGGUGGGAUUCUGUUUGAUUGAUUUGGCUCCUUUAGUCAAGAAUCAAAUGAUUGACUUAGCAGCAGAGGUUAAGAAUGAUGAUGGAGACAAAGUAGCAUCCGUUUACGUUAAAAUCUUUUGGUAUGACAUCAAAGAUGAGGACACCUUAAAUUAGUAGAGAUCCAUGAUUGCAGAAUCUUGGGAGGAAAAUAUCACCCAUAAAAUAAGUUCAGAAAUGAGAUCCAGAGGGUUAUUGGGUAUUACUGCCUUCAGAGUAUUCGACAGGGAUCAAGAUUAAAUUAUCACGUAUGAAGAUUUUGCCAAUGGUUUAAAGAAUGUUCUAAAUAUCAAAAUGAAUCCUCAGGAAAUGCAAGUUUAUUAUUCUAAAUUACCUUAACCUUUGAAUCAAUAGAAAUUCUAGGAAUUUUUCCGUUUGCAAUCUAAUGAAAGCAUAAUGUACGAGGCUGGAUUUAAAUCACAAUAUCAAACCCAAGAAUUGUCAUCAAUAAAUCAACUAAUGUAAUAAAACACUAUGCAAUUGCAAAGAACCUAAUUGGACUAGAUUCAUAAUAAUAUUUAUGAUUUAUUAAAACGAAAAAUGUCUUAUGGUAAAUCAGUGUAAGAGUUAUUUAUGGAGAUAGACUCUGUGAAACCCGAUGGACAAUUGACUAUUGAUGAAUUACAAAAGUAUCUCUAAUAAAAUAGUUUGCUGAUACCAAUUGCUCAAUUAAGGGAGUUUCUCAAAUUUUAUAUGGAUAUUAACAAUGAUCAAUUGAUCAAUUUCAGAGAAUUUACCAACUACUUUAAGUUGAUUCCCACUUCUUAAUAGUAAUAAAUGUAUUCACAAUCUUCAUUUCAGUAAAUCAAUAACUAAAGAAUGUAAUCUAACUUCCCAAGCAUGUAAGAAGCUUAAUUAUAACAAUCCCCAAUUGAUAUAGCUAUCACUGCAAUUCUUAAUUAUGGGUAGGCAAGACAAUGGACUUUAAUGUAGGUUAGAGAAUUCAUGGAUGAGAACAGGAAUAGUUUUAUAGAAGCAGGUGAAAUGAAGAAGUUCCUAAUAUAAUUUGGAGUUCACAAAAAUUUACAAAAUGGUGAUGAUGAUAUUAGACAGAUUAUAGCAUUCUUUGAUGUCAAUCAUGACGGAAGAAUUUCAAUUUCUGAAUUUGCAGAUACAUUGAAUAUGUACAAUAACAGACUGUAGAUUAUCAAAGCAUAACCAACUCAAUAAAAUAUUCAAAAUUAUGUUGUUGGUUAUCUCAUUUCAUAUAUGAGGAAGUACAGAAAAACUGUCCCAGAAUUGUUUAAUGAUAUCGAUUUGGAUGGUAAUGGUUACUUAUCAAAAGUAGAACUCAAGAACAUAUUUAAAAAUAAAAUUGUAAUAAUAUUAAAUCUAUUUACUCUAUUAGUUGGUGCCUGUUGAUGAAUUUGAAUUAAAUGAGUUAUUCAUGGAAUUCGAUAAAAAUAGAGAUGGUCAUAUUAGUAUAUCGGAGUUUUUGCAAAUUGUAAAACCAGCUCUUGAGCAGGAUAAAAAUGAACAAUCAUAUAAUUAAUAAGGCAUAGAAAAAGAAAAGCUUGCUCGAAAAGCUGAAGAAGUUUGUUACAAAAAUGCUCGAGUCCUUCAAUUAGCCUUCUAAGCUAAAGCCCAAAAGCCUGGCUAUCUUACUGAGACAUAGUUCAAAUAAAUUCUUAGAGACUAGAAAGUCGGAUUCACUCCUAAUGAAAUUGACGAUUUGGCAGUAAUUGCUUUGAAUUUUAAACUUUUAGAUCUAUGUGGUUUUGCCUGAAAAUGGAAUGAUAAAUUAUAAUUAAUUCUUGGAUCUCGGUAAGCUAAGAGGAGCUCCUUAACAAUCUGACAUAUUUGGCUAAACCAGUAGAUCAGGGUUUGGUUCUUUAAGUCAAAUAGAAUAGGAGAGAGCCAUAGGCAAAGCCAAAGAAGUAUUUUAUAAAAAGAGAUUUUAGGUUUUCAAUAGAAUCUCAAGAGCUGUUAAAAAUAAAUAUACACCUCAACAACUAUUUGCGACCUUCGAUAAAGAUUCAAAUGGAAAAAUUAAUAAGGCAGAAUUGGCAGAAGUAUUCUCAAAGAUGAGAAUUAGAAACCUUGAUAAGGAUGAUGUUGAACUUAUAUUCAAAGCAUUAGACAGAGAUGAGGAUGGAUCUAUUGAUGUUAAGGAAUUCAUCAAAUACCUAGAAUGA
Molecule: messenger RNA, 4752 nt
Organism: Paramecium octaurelia
Lineage: Eukaryota; Ciliophora; Oligohymenophorea; Peniculida; Parameciidae
Source: the annotation of a GenBank genome assembly